CCUGUGACAAUGGAUAACACCUGUCUACUUACAGCUCUGAUUGAGGCUGCAUUCUGUCCUUACAGGUACAGAAGCUGUUGCUUGGCUAGAAAGAAAUUAGAGUUUGAAGACACAGAAAUUAGACUUGGACAUUCAGGAGCUGUUGGACCCUGACACAUUUGGUUCUAGCCAUAUAAAGGAGGGCCUGAUCAUGGAGCAGGACCCAGAGAGCCGGGACUCCAUCGAGAACUUUACCACUGACUAUAAGAUCAUAAGAACCCUGGGAAGGGGACGAUUUUCAGUGGUAAAAAUGGCCUACCACGUCCCAACCCUCACCUGUGUAGCUAUAAAAGUUCUCAAGAACACCGAGAAGUGCUCCUCAGUGAUGAGCAGGGAAGUUGACAUUCUAAAGUCCCUGGGCCAUCCUCAUAUCAUCAAGGUGGUCGAAGUGGUCCAGACAAGAGAGGCCACCCACCUGGUCAUGGAGCAUGCCUCUCAGGGAGACCUACUGGACCGAAUCCGGGAAUGUGGAUAUUUAAAGUCGUGGGAGGCCCGAAGAAUGUUUAGACAGAUAUUAGAGGCAGUACAAUUCUGCCAUGACAAUAAUAUUGUCCACCGAGACAUAAAGGCCAACAACAUUUUGAUAGACGGAAGGUGGAAUGCCAAGCUCUGUGAUUUUGGCCUAGCUGCUAAAACACUUCCUGGGCAGAAGCUGAUUGAUUUCUGUGGCACGCUGCCAUACUGUGCGCCAGAAUUCUUUGAAGCUGAGGAAUAUGAGGGCCGCCCAUUUGACGUAUGGAGUGUAGGUGUCCUCCUCUUCUUCAUGGUGACUGGGCACUUGCCUUUCCUAGGCAAGUCAUUUGCAGAGGUGAGGAGACAAAUCAGUUCAGCCAAUUUCAGCAUUCCGCCUCACGUUGCCAACGAUAUUUUCAAUGUUAUAGUGGAAAUGCUGAUGAUAAAUCCCAGCAGGAGGCCCAGCAUCCAGCAAAUUAUGAUGCGCCCCAUGAUCAAAGACAGCCAGGCCUACUCACCACCGACAUCCAUACAGACGUUCACAGGAACACCAAGUCCUAGCACCAUCAAAGCCAUGAGAGUCAUGAGGCAUACACCUGAGAAAAGCACUGAGUCUCUGAUAGACCAAAAUAUCAACGAGGUGCUGGCAACAUACUUGAUUCAACAGCACAAGCCACUCAGGAAAGUCUGCACACACCACCAAGUGGAGUCAGGUCUAGAAGAACUUCACUCCUUCCCUCGUUUUCUUAAGAGAAAGGGACCUCUUCUCUCCUCCUUCACUUUGUCCUCACAUUCAUCCAAUAUGCGGGAGAACGAGGAUAGGAAGAAUUCCAGGAAGGUUGUCAGAAGGCAUGAUGUGGGCUACCAGCAAACAAGGACCAACACUCUCCAGCUCGACCUCCUCGACUAUCCUAUAGCUGAAGAAUUCAAGGAUAACAGGCUGCAAAUCAGGAAGACAUUCUCAGACUGUGUUGUCUUGUAGUCUAACUGAACAUAUCCAGUCACCUCGACUUCAAUACACCUAUUCCACUACAGCAGACAGGAAUGUGUCCUCCUUCAUACCACCACAUGAUUUCUGUGCAUCACUGCAGACACCUAAGGGGAUAAGCCUUGCAGGCUGCUCUGGAGAUACCUGGCAGAGAGAGACAAUCGUUGACGAAAACACCUUCAUCAACGAAGAGGCCAUGGAUCAUGAAGAUACAGUCACUAGUGGCCAGCCACAAGUGCCUUGCCCAGCUUCCCGUCGGGGAUGGCAUCACCACUGGAAGGGGUUUAAAAAGACAAUUAGUAGAAGCCUUCGAAACCUGUGCUGCUGUCUGCCACCACCAUCGGAAAAUCAAGUCUCCUGCAAUAACUUGGCUCUCAGGAAGAGAGGAGAACAUUGUGUCACCCACAGGACCAGUCCUGAAGAACAGCAGCCUCAGCUCCAUGGCUUUUAAGCCAGUGGUGGGGGUUGGCCUGGCUGAAGAUUAUUCAGUCUCAGAGGAGCCAGGCCAGACGUCCAGGUCCUGUGUGCUUGCAGGCCCCUUCUCCAGAGGAAGAGCAUUCCACACCACAGCAAGGUCUCUCCAGGUAAAGCCCCAGGCAGGAAGGCCUGCCUUUUCACUGUGUCUUGCUCAGGAGGGAGGGAUGAAGUAGAACAGUGCCCUAAAAGUGUCAGUGGAUCAGUAGCCCUCUGCCCUCUCUUCUAGCAUAGGUAAAUAUCAGAGA
Messenger RNA from Rattus norvegicus (Norway rat), 2202 nucleotides. Its product is annotated as sperm motility kinase X-like. Lineage: Eukaryota; Metazoa; Chordata; Mammalia; Rodentia; Muridae. The record is from RefSeq and is a predicted model, not a curated record.